This is a messenger RNA of Thlaspi arvense, 1902 nucleotides long. NCBI's taxonomy places the organism in Eukaryota, Viridiplantae, Streptophyta, Magnoliopsida, Brassicales, Brassicaceae. The record is from the annotation of a GenBank genome assembly.
UCUGUUAACAAAUUCGUGGAAAUUGGAAAAAUUACAAAAGGGGAUUUAUCUAGCUUUUUUUUUGUUUCCAACCAUUUAUCUAGUACUAGGCGAUAAAUAUAUGAAAAAAAGAUAUGAAUUACUCUGACCAAAUUCGUCAGAUUUAUCAGUUUUUAUUUCUUUUCCAGCCAGGUUUAUUAUCAUCCUUAUCCUAUUACCUUAUCAUUUUCCCAAAUAUAUCACUGAAAAAUAAUAAAGAAAAUACAAAUUCUCCAAGAAGCGGUAAAGCGUUUAGAGAGAGAAAAAAAAAAAAACGCCAGUCGCCAUUGUUGUCCGAAUCUUCUUCGCGUCUCUAAACAAGAACAACAACACCACCACUUCCUCUCUUAACUUCUUCACCUCAACUUACCCCCCAAAUGAUUUUCCCAUCAUAUUCAUCAAUCCAGAUCAUGUUUCCAUGAUCAAUAACAUCUCUAAAACCCCUUUAGAUCUCACCGGACUCGCAUGGCGGCGAUCCGAGGUUUGAUCCAGGAAAUGCGGUCGAGACCGCACCGUGUGGUACACGACGCAGCCUCAAACGCUUCUGGUUCGGACCCUUUCCAAUGGUCGGAGCUCCCGGAGGAGCUGCUGAGAGAAAUCCUGAUUAGGGUUGAGUCGGUGGACGGCGGCGACUGGCCGUCACGGCGAAGUGCGGUGGCUUGCGCCGGCGUCUGCCGAAUCUGGCGAUUGCUCAUGAAGGAGAUCGUAGCUGUUCCUGAGAUAUCCUCUAAAUUGACUUUCCCAGUCUCUCUCAAGCAGCCUGGCCCAAGAGAUUCUCUGAUUCAGUGCUUCAUAAAACGUAACCGAAAUGCGCAAUCGUAUCAUCUCUAUCUCGGUUUAACCAACUCUUUGACGGAUAAUGGGAAGUUUCUUCUUGCUGCUUGUAAGCUGAAGCGCGCAACUUGCACUGAUUACAUCAUGUCUUUGCGCUCCGACGAUAUGUCAAGGAGAAGCAACGCAUAUCUAGGCAGAGUGAGAUCAAACUUCCUUGGAACCAAAUUCACGGUCUUCGACGGUAACCUGAUGCCACAGAGCAGAGCAACGAAGAUGAUGAAGAGCCGGUCUUCUAAUCUCAUGAAAGUUUCACCUCGAGUUCCUCAGGGAAGUUACCCCGUCGCUCACAUCUCAUACGAGCUAAACGUCUUAGGCUCCCGGGGACCGAGAAGAAUGCGUUGCAUAAUGGAUACAGUACCUAUGAGUGUCUUGGAGCCUCGAGGAGUAGCUUCGACACCCACAAGCACCUUUUCUACUCGGUCAUCGCCGUUCUUUAGGUCUCACUCAAAACCAAUACGCAGCAACAGCGCAUCUUGCAGCGACUCAGGUAACAACAGCUCGAGAGACCCACCAUUGGUGCUGAGCAAUAAGACUCCACGAUGGCACGAGCAGCUACGUUGCUGGUGCCUGAAUUUCCAUGGUCGAGUCACGGUGGCCUCGGUCAAGAACUUUCAGCUUGUGGCGGUCAGCGACUGCGAAACAGAGCAGCCAUCUGAGAGGAUUAUACUCCAGUUUGGUAAAGUUGGGAAGGACAUGUUCACCAUGGAUUAUGGAUAUCCGAUUUCUGCGUUUCAAGCGUUUGCGAUUUGCCUGAGCAGUUUUGAGACCAGAAUCGCCUGUGAAUGAUGAAGAGACAAACCUUAAGCACCUCCUUGUACUUAUUGUUGUUGUCUGUAAAUGGUGAAAUAUUCGUGAAAAAAAUCUCAGGAUCGUUUGAUAGUAUUUGUCUGGAUUCUUCACUACCAUUCGGAUCUGUCUGUUGUAUCCUUUUUUUUGUAUUUGACGCAAAGAAGAAUCUCAGAAAUAUGAGAACGUUAGAUUCUUGUCUGAAUACUAUAGAUUAUAGAAUUUUACAAGACAUUUUCCGCAGAAUAAUUUACUCUAUAACAG